AUGGCGUCCAGGAAGAGACGUCUGGUCGGUGAUAGCAGCGAGCAGGACGGGCUGCAGCCCUCCUGCAAGAAGCCGGGCAAGAGACACGUCGCUGCCCUGAUCCUGGCGAGGGGAGGAAGCAAAGGGAUCCCUCUGAAGAACAUCAAGAUGCUGGCCGGGGUCCCGCUGCUCGGGUGGGUGCUGAGGGCUGCGGUGGACUCCAACAUGUUCGACAGUAUCUGGGUAUCGACUGACCAUGACGAUAUUGAGAAGGUGGCAAAAGCUUGGAAUGCCAAGGUGCACCGCCGGAGUCCAGAAGUCUCCAAAGACUCUUCUACCUCACUGGAAACCAUCCAAGAGUUUGUCAAGCUCAACCCAGAGGUGGAUGUGAUAUGUAACAUUCAGGCCACAGCACCGUGUCUCCACCCAUACCAUGUGAAGGAGGCCCUGGAGAUGAUCACGCAGCAGGGCUUCGAUUCCGUCUUCUCGGUGGUCAGGAGACACCAGUUUCGCUGGCAGGAGGUCAAGAAAGGAUCUGGUGAGUUUACCAAACCGUUAAAUCUGGACCCGGUCAACCGGCCACGGCGUCAGGACUGGGAUGGAGAGCUGUGUGAGAACGGCUCUUUUUACUUCACCACUAGAGACCUCAUAGUGAAUCAGGGACUUCUGCAGGGUGGCAAAUUAUGCUACUACGAGAUGCUGCCAGAGUACAGUGUCGACAUAGACGUGGACAUCGACUGGCCUGUGGCAGAACAGAGGGUUCUCAGGUAUGGCUACUUUGGUCGGGACAUACCAGAGGUGGUCCGCCUGAUGUUCUGUAAGGUUUCCGGGUGUUUAACGGAAGGACGGAUCUUUCUUUCUUUAUCCGGAGAGGAGAUGGUGUCUAUUAACACCAGAGACACUAUGGGCAUCCGCAUGCUGCAGGAAGAAGAAGUGGAGGUCGUGCUGUUGACCUCCAUUGAGGACCCAGUGGCCCAGGCGUUGGCUGACAAACUGGCCAAGAGGACGGGCUGCAAGGUCUUACAAGUGGGAAUGGAGCCCAUGGAUGCUUUGAACCCGAUGGUGGAGCAGAGGAAGCUGAAUUGGAAGGACGUGGCGUACAUGGGCACUGAUAAACCAGAUGUCAAAUGUCUGAACCUGGCGGGAUUAAGCGCAGUACCCGGAGAUGCUCCGGUGGUAGCCAUUAAUGCUGCCAAGUACACCUGCCACAGUAUCGGUGGGAAGGGAGCAAUGAGGGAGUUUGCCGAACACAUUCUCCUGCAAAAACAAAAAGCCAAGUCGCAGAUUAGCCAGGACCGCAUCGACCGCAGCAGCUUCUAAUUUUAAAUCUACAUGGAAAGGUUGUAGAGAUUUGCGCUGUUGGGCGCACAAAUGAUGGAAGUAAGGCACAUGUACGUUAAAAAUCAAAUUUUAGUCAAUUUUAUGAGGUCUAAGAAAAAGCUACUUUUCCUGUCAAAUACAUUUCUUAUGCAUGUUUUUAUGUAAUUUUAAUAAAAGAAUGAAUUUAAGUAAUACACUGAAGACUACAACAGAAUCAGAAGUUAACAAACUGUGAUUCAUUGUUGCAAUUAGCUGGUCAGUCACCACUACUCUACCAAAACCCAAAGAGGACUAACACAAGACAACCACUAAAUGUUAGUAUGGAAUGACUAUUGAUGCAGUUAAAAGGUGCAAAACAGGAUUUUCCAAUAACUGAAGUUAGUAAAGGUACAAAUUUUAUUUUUUUAAAUGACACCAAAUAAUUCCCAGAUCUCCAAAAUAAAACCUGUUAUUGUCAUUAUAUCUGAAUUAUAAGAUACAACUCUUUAAAAAUUAAAAAAUGUAUUUCACAAAUAAGAUGAGGCAUUUUAAAACCAAAGCAAGCGUCUUCUGUUCUCUUGGUAAGAUAAAUGUCACAUCUUGGCAGAACUGUCACCUUGUGUUCACCCCCUUGUUUUUAUUUCUCGUGUGCUCUUUGGGAAAUGCUUUUCUACUAAGAGUUUUAUGAAGCCAGCAGCCAGUCACCUAGUCUGGUCUGAGUCUACCGAGGGUACCAAAAUCCACCUACAGCAGUCAAAGUUCACCACAUACCGCUUCAUGGCUAACUUCCAAACAAUAGAGGGGUAUCGAUCUUUUCAUCUAAUUCUUGGUUUAAAAGCAAAUAAGAGCAUAUUUCUGUAACCCGUGGUCAUAUGUCCAUAAUGCACCUGAAGGCAACGUCAGGCCAACGUUGUGUCUUCGUGCUUUUCGCUGCACGGUAACUUCACAGGUCUGAAUGGAAGAUUAGUUAAGAGAUUUGAAGGUUGCCCGUUAGACCAGUUUAUUGUUAUGGAGCUGGUUUUCAGGUCAACAGUGGGGGCGGUUUCUAUGGUGCAGGUCCUGCAUUUACAGUAAUAUUCAAUAUAAAAUAUGCUUAAUUUAAUUCAGCUUAAUAGUUAGUAUUUGUCACAUUAAUGAUUGUUGCAUAAUUGCAGUGUUUGUGUCAUUCAAUCUUUUUAUUUGAUUAUUGUGUAUCACAAGAGAUUCUGACGUGUGAAUAAGUUUCAAUGAAGCCGAAGAUGAUUUAAA
Messenger RNA from Larimichthys crocea (large yellow croaker), 2526 nucleotides. RefSeq names its product cytidine monophosphate N-acetylneuraminic acid synthetase a (gene cmasa). Gene Ontology annotation, molecular function: N-acylneuraminate cytidylyltransferase activity. NCBI's taxonomy places the organism in Eukaryota, Metazoa, Chordata, Actinopteri, Sciaenidae. The transcript has 8 exons. The record is from RefSeq and is a predicted model, not a curated record. The coding region runs from base 1 to 1299 and encodes 432 amino acids.